Messenger RNA from Brassica oleracea var. oleracea, 1821 nucleotides. RefSeq names its product endo-1,4-beta-xylanase B-like. Gene Ontology annotation, biological process: carbohydrate metabolic process. The transcript is spliced from 6 exons. Gene Ontology annotation, molecular function: hydrolase activity, hydrolyzing O-glycosyl compounds. The coding region runs from base 118 to 1821 and encodes 567 amino acids. The record is from RefSeq and is a predicted model, not a curated record. NCBI's taxonomy places the organism in Eukaryota, Viridiplantae, Streptophyta, Magnoliopsida, Brassicales, Brassicaceae.
AAGAAAGGUGCUUGUAAAGGAAAGAGAAGAGUAUAAAAAAAUAGAUUAGAAUGUGACAACCCUUAAGCUUUAACAAAUGAGUUUUGUCGUGACAUUCUAAUUUUUACAGGAAGGAAGAUGAAGAAUAUCAACAAUGGCUUCUUCCCCUGCAUGCUCUUUCUUCUCAUGUGUCUUGUGUAUUCGGGAAUUGCUAUUGAUCCUUUCUCCCGUAGUCACUCUCUCAAAACAGAGUGUAUAAUGAAGCCUCCACGAAGCAUUGCGGAACAAGAAUUAACACUACUUAGCCGCUCUGAUGAAGAUGACUCUGAUCAAGAGUGGGAGAAUGGGGCUAUUAGAGAAAUGGCACAGAGAAUUCAGCUUCAGCAAGGAAUCAUUUACAGCUUCUCCGCUUGGGUAAAGUUGAGAGGAGGAAACGACAAGAAAGUAGGAGUUGUGUUCAGGUCAGGAAAUGGAAGACUUGUUCAUGGAGGUGAAGUUAGGGCAAAGCAAGGAUGUUGGUCUUUGCUUAAAGGUGGGAUUGUACCUAAUGUUUCAGGCCCUGUAGAUAUAUUCUUCGAGAGUGAAGACAGAGAAGCAAAGAUCUAUGCAAACAAUGUGUUACUAAAACGGUUUAGCAAAGAAGAAUGGAAACUGAAACAAAAUCAACUUAUUGAAAAGAUAAGGAAGAACAAAGUGAGAUUUGAAGUUACUUAUAAGAACAAAACCACGGUAAAAGACGCAGUAAUAUCCCUAAAACAAACCAAACUAUCUUUCCUCUUAGGUUGUGCAAUGAAUUUUCGGAUCCUACAAAGUGAAGGGUACAGAAAAUGGUUUGCGUCACGGUUCGCAAUCACGUCAUUCACCAAUGAAAUGAAAUGGUAUACAACAGAGAAAGUACGUGGGAAUGAGAACUACACGGCAGCGGAUUCAAUGCUGAAAUUUGCAGAAGAGAAUGGGAUAUUGGUUAGAGGUCAUACAGUGUUAUGGGACGAUCCAAAGAUGCAACCAAGUUGGGUGAAAAAGGUAAAAGAUCCUGAAGAGUUGAUGAAUGUGACACUGAACCGGAUAAACUCGGUUAUGAAGAGGUACAAAGGUAAGUUAACCGGGUGGGAUGUGGUUAACGAGAAUUUGCAUUGGGAUUACUUUGAGAAAAUGCUUGGUGUAAACGCUUCUUCAAGAUUCUACAAUCUUGCUUAUAAGCUAGAUCCUGAUGUGACAUUGUUUGUUAACGAGUACAACACGAUUGAGAACCCUGGAGAGGUUACUGCGACGCCGGUUAAGGUGAAGGACAAGAUGGAGGAGAUACUUGCGUACCAAGGAAACGAAAACAUUAAAGGAGCAAUUGGAGCUCAGGGUCACUUUAGUCCAACUCAGCCUAACUUAGCUUACAUGAGAUCUGCAUUGGAUACUUUAGGCUCACUAGGUUUGCCUAUAUGGAUUACAGAGCUUGAUAUGCCUAAAUGCCCUAAUCAGGCAAAAUACAUGGAAGAGAUUCUCAGGGAAGCGUACUCGCAUCCUGCGGUGGAAGGCAUCAUAAUAUUUGCAGGACCUGAGGUGUCUGGUUUUGACAAGCUGACACUCGCGGACAAGGAUUUCAACAACACGGAGACAGGAGAUGUAAUUGACAAGUUGCUCAAGGAGUGGCACCAAAAAACUUCAGAUAUUCCAAAUAUUUUCACGGUGGACCACGAGAACGAAGAGGAAGAUGUGUCAUUGUUGCAUGGACUUUACAACGUGAAUGUAAGUCAUCCACAGAUAAAGAACUUGUCCACCAGUUUGUGCUUGGAGGUAACUAAGGAGAUGGGUCAACGUCAGGUGGUUAGAGUUGUGAUUAAUGCUUAA